CUUGUUAUUAUCAAUUGUGAUAAGGAUAAGAUAAACUAUGAUUAUAUUUCUGAGUUGCGAAAAUUGAAAGCUGUUUCAAAUAUCUUAGUGCUCUUUCUGCAGAACUUUGAAAGGACAUUCGUGGUCAGAUUACUACCGAUGUUUUCGUAUAUCAAUAUCAUUUAAAUUUAUUGCAAUACUUAAACAUGAAAGCAUUUUUUCAUCUUUUUUACAGCAGUUUACAUGAUCUAGUGAAAGUCGGUGCUUAAAGCUCACUCACUUGCAUCCAUGCUUAUUCUCGAGAGAUAUUAUCUUCCUUUUUUUAUUCUUUUGCUGACCCAUCUUCGCUAAUUCAGUGUGAUGUCAAGAGCUACUCCAGGCAUAGAUGCAAAGUACAAGUUGAUACCUCAAGCAUACAGCGAUUCUGAAUUAUCAGAAGAAGAAAUACAAAGCAUUAUUCAAACCCAUGGAUUUCAAAUUAUAUUGAAAAAUCGUAUUCGUCUAGAUGACACAAGCUCUUUGGAUCAGGAAAAUGGGACUUUGAAAACUAACUACCAGCCCUUGGAGUCAAUGGAAAGGUCGCAGAAUACGCGCACAUCCUCAACAUCAACAAAAACUCAACCAGGAGGGUCCCCAAAAAAUGAACUAUAUUACGUAAAGCCUAUGUCAAAUUUGCGGAAAAUAGCUUUUAUCUCCUCCAUAUUUAUUUGCAUAAGUACAGUUAUAAUAUUUCUAUGGAUUGUCCCUUGUGGUAUCGAAACUUGUCCAGCAAAACUGCAAUUACUUUCAACGACCUCGUGGGAAAAACUCCUGAUUGAUCUCGAGAUCAAAGGAGCCAUCACCAUAAUCGAAGGUUCCUGGGAUAGGGACCAAAAUUUAUUGUUUAUGUUACGAGGCUCUUUAUGGAAGAAGUUACACGUUCCAUUAAGAGGAGAUAAUUUUCCACCCCAAGGUGGAGGAUUAGUCUCUUUAAUUAGUUCAAAUGGUGCUCUAGCUUGGCCAAGCUAUCGAAGGUUGAAUAAUCCUCCCACGGACAUAGAUUGUGCCCUAAUUGACACUGAUAAUGACGGUGUCAAUGAAUGCAUUGUCACUGGGAAGGCUUUUAUCGCUGCUGUUUCACCGAUUAAAGGUGAGACAAAGUGGCGAUACCCAUCUUUAUCUACCCUUUACCAAAGUAAAGACAUUGAUUUUGAAUUUCCUGUGAUAUUACCCGAUUUGAAUGGUGACAAAGUGCCGGAACUGGCCACAAUUAGCUGUGAUAAUCAAUCAUCAACCACUGAUAACCAUAACAAAUAUCAACUGUUAAUCAUUUCAGGGUCUGAUGGUUCUGUGAAAUUAAUAGAAAACAAAGAUUGUGUGGAAAUGAGUAAUCUAGGCUUUGAUUUAUCUCAAAUCACAUUAUUAUAUGUUUGUAAAUUGAAUUCAAACGAUGAAAAAACCGCAACGUUAAAUUUGAGUGAUGUGUUCAAAUCCACCAAUGCCAUUAAUAUUAACAGAAGUUCCUACACACUGAAGCAACACGAACGUAUUAUUUUUCAUAAAAACUACACUGUUGGUGAGCAUACUCUGACUGUAGAAAAUCAUGGAACUCCACCGUUUGAUUGUUUCGUGAACAUCACAGUAAUGGAUAGUAAAGGGAAAGUGUUCUGGCGCCAUUUUUCUGAACUAUCAACCGUGAUGAUCCCUGUUACCAUUCAGUUUAAAAAUUCUGUCUCAGGCUUCCUACUGAAAGUUUGGGAGUGGCUACCCUCUUCGCAAGUGGAAGAAACUAGUAAAGACCAUUUUGCUGUGCGCAAAGUGAGAGAAAAUGUUAUACUCAUUGUUUUCAACGGAACUGGAAAUCUUCAUGUAGUUAGUGCGAGUCAAAGUGAUAUCACACAGUUGUGUUAUGCAAAACAGUGCCAGCCAGAUCAUCAACUGCAAGGACAGUCAAUGUUAUUAAGUGAUCUCAACCAAGAUGGUCUGCAAGAACUGGUUUCGUAUCAAGUCACUUUUGUGAAUCUGAAAGAAGGAGAGUCAAGUAUGGGCUUCCUGAAGAAAUCAUUAGAUUCAGAUUGGCAGCUACAGUCAAAAGUACAAGUCAUUCAUCUCGAAGCAGAACUCCCGAAACUCUAUGAAAAUAGAUCCAAUCAACUGACAAGCAAGUAAUGCAAGUAUUAGAAUAUUUCAACUUGCUCUGUUUUCCAAUGAAAUUACUGUUCUUUUACCAAAGAUAAAAAGUCUGGAAAUGAAUAUUUCCCUCUGUGAUAUAUCUUCCUAUCAGGAAUUAGACAUUGUUUGAAAUUAUGUCUCCCUCUUAAGGCACAAAAGUGUACCCUCAUUUGUUUCAAAUCAGAAGAUGAGAAUUUGAAAUCGUCGUUGAAAUUGCAUCCUGAUGCAGUACCUACAUUUUUUGUAGCAAGUAUACUUUGAAAAGAGGGUAACAGCAUGAUAAAAUGAUUUUCUGAAUUUUUUUCCUUUCUGAGAUUUGUCUAGAUUGUGGCAGGUUUCCCUUUCUCGGCAAAAUAGGCUGCUUGCUGAAGUGGAAAAAUGAUACACCACAUAUUUCAACGCUAUGAUAGUCUAUCCUUUUUAGCUGGAAAGAACCUUGCAUCAAGCUUCUGAACCUUUAACUAUCUUUCUAUGAAACAAGAUAAGAUGACACAUUAAUUUUGCCUCCUUUCAGACUCAUUUUCAGAAUUUCAUCAUACUCAAAGAAAUUGAGUGAUAUUCCAAAACAUCAACAGUGACACUGCAAAAAUGCUCACCUUGGCUGCGUUGUUUCAAAAUCUCUGCUCCAAUUCAAUUUUUUAAAAGUAGACCAAUCCAACAUCAUAGCCAUAAGUUCUCAUAAAAAGCCCUCACACAGAAAAGAAAAAUCGCCAAAAUUUUCAAGAAAUGACAGUUGGAAGUUUUUUAUAGAGAGAAUAAAGUGUUACAAGAAGUUUGCAACGCAACAAACCAAGAUAUGCAUUUCCGCAGUUUCACCAUUGAUACGCAAUUUCAUGUUAGUAAGUAUGAGUUUUUUUGCUGCGGUAAAAACAUUUAAAAGACUGAUUUUUUUUAUCCUGUAUGAAAACAUGUCCUAAUACUGUAUUUAUCACUAAAAAAUACCAAUAUGUUCGAAGAUAUAAAACAGCUACCUAGAAAUGUUCUGCUUUUUGCUAAAUGUUCUUAUACAGAGAACAAAUUAUAGUAGGAUAAUAAAGGCUGUAUAUACUUAAGGAAAGUGUGACUCUUAAUAGAAGACCAUACCUCUCACUUCUGUUUUCCAACUAUUUUAAGUGAUUUGCAAUUUAUUUGCCCUAAGUCAUGUACCCUUUUUUAAGGGCUAAUCGGACUCAUGUGUAUUUUUCAUUUCUAUUACUUCUUCUUUAUUUUUAUGAUUUUAUUAUUUUAUUCAUUCUUUUCUUUUCUUGUGUUUUUACCUCCUAAAUUCCUCGUAAUUUAUGUUCCUCUCAGGUUUUGUUGUUUUUUUAUCGGUAUUUUUAUUUUUAGUUUUGCCAAUUGUCAAUUGACGAUUGAAAAAGGUCCAACUCUGUCACAGUUGGGGACUUAAUAACCUUCAGUCUUCAAGUCAGCAGCCUGAUUGUUGAUAUUUUGUGUUUGUCGGGUAGACAUAGAUGGCAUAAGUGAAAAGGCGGAGUGUGAUUGGUUGGCCAUGUUUUAUCGCUGCUUCAUCACACCUUUGUCAGGCGGAAUGGACAACGUACUGUUGGAAACUUUUGAGGUGCCUUUAGCUUGUCAUGAGUUUCACCCAACAUAGGCAUGAUAAAGCAGCGUUAAAACUUAGCCGACCAAUCUUGCUCCGCCUUUUAACCUAUUUCAUCUUUGUCUACCGGACAAACACAAAAUUUCAACGAUCAGGCUGCUGGUGUAUAUGAUAUUUUUAAGGACCUUAUCAAACUAGUUUAAAAGAAAGUUCAGUCAUUAGGUUUCAAUUACUCUUUGCUGGAGUUAAUGGAAGAACGCAAUAUGGUUUCAACUACGAAUUUUUGUACAUUAGAAUUGAUUACUUUCAGAUAUGUAUUAAGUAUGCUGAAAGUAAAGAAACUCAAGGAAUACGUGAGCAUCCGAUUACUGUUCGCCUUUUAUGUCAAUCUUUGGAUUUCAAAAAACAUGCAUUUUUUUUCAAAGUAAUUUGAAAUUCUUUGAUGAAUUUCUCAGAACAGAUAUCAACAUCAGAUAAAUCCAAAACCUAUUUUAAAAAUGUUCGCACUCACAAGAAUUUGAUACGUAUUCUUGGGCUCCUUUUGCAUGACUUUAUUUAUGCUGACCAUCCUUGAAGUUAAUUUUUCAAAGGAACCAUCGACAUUUUAGGAGGGUGAGCCUGACAAUGUGUAAAUCUUCAGGUUUGUCAGCAACCAAUCAGCAUUCAGACAACAGCAGUACGCUUUCAUUUGAUGUUAUCCCGCGUUCAUGACUUAACCGCUCACCGCCACUUUGAAAAAUCAGUUGUAAUUUGGGGGAGGGGGGUUCCUUUUGUUGUUAAAAAUUUUAAGGACCAACAAACCAGUAGUUACACCAUUAAUCAUGGAAACGUUCGAAUUUUCAUUUUGAACUCUUAACAGUUUUUUAUAAGUGUACUUAGGUAGAUGAAGUUGUUUUAAUUUGUAUCUCUCUCAAACUAUAUAUCUUUAUUCAUCUUAGAAAUCAUCAGUAGUGAAAUAUUUUCAAAGUCCUAAAUGUAUAUAUUGUAUGACAAAGAGAACAGUUUAAAAAAAAAUAAAAUGAUGCUUUUUAAAAACUGAAGAAAGGGGGAAAAUACUUGUGUGGAUCAGGUAAAAAAAAAAAAAAAAAAAAAAAAAAAAAAAAAGCUAACAACAAGCAAUACAGGAUAAUAUUUUUUAUUGAAUGCUAUUAUUUACUACCGAAGGUAGGCAGUGAAUAUUGACUUUUUUUAAAUAAGAAGGUAGCCGACAAGGCGAAGAAAAUUUUUGGGCAAGAAUUUAACGUUGAUGAUUUCAUUUUGCUCUCUAGUCUUUUUCUGCCUCACCAUUUUUAUUCUCUUUUUUAUUUUUCUCGAUUAAGUGUUCCUAAUAAAUUUCAUGUUGAUUCUCUUUUAACAUGGAGGUUUUGUCUGCAUCUUUAUUCCUUUUUUACGUGGAAUUAGCCCUGAGGUACCUAUCAAGAUUCUUUCCCCUCUAUGUUGGGGAAUGCUUCCUGAGACGACCCUCUUUGACUAGAAAUUUCAACUUCCUCAUUUUCUUGGGUUUUGAUGUCUCCUCUUUCUGUAGUAUUCUAGGAAAUGAUGAUACAUUGUUCACUUAAGUUACUAUUUUCAUGCUAGCUAAUACAUUAAGUCUCCUAGUGGUCGAUAGUUGAAAUUAUCUCAGGCUGUGUUGAAAAGAUAAGACAGGACAAAACCCUAUGUACACGAAUAUACGAGUAUGUAUUAAUUUUCAAUGUCUGGUCGCGCCUCCUUAAAUUUCAACAACCAACCCUACUGCAGAGAGACUUCCAUCAUGAAUCUGAUUUUUAAUGCACAGCCUGUCGGUGUGUUUUUUAUUAGUCAAAAAAUAGUUUGAAUGUAAGUGAAGGGGCAUUGUAAACUCAUUCACGCACAACUGUUCUUCGAAGUUGCUUUAAACUUUUUCUGUUAUGGACAGUCCAAAUUUAUUUUUCAUGGAAUAUUAUUUGUUUAAUUUGGAGACGACCUCUUCAUUUUGGUCUUUCUUUGCUUUUUUUAUCCUCAUCAUUGAACUAAGUUUACCUCAUACUUAGGAUAGAAAGAACAUCCCUAUGUGUGACAGGGGUAAACAGUUACUGUGUAAGGAAGGAAAACCCCAUUUUUGAGUCAGGCUAUGUUAAUAAGUGCAUAUAUUCUAGAUGUCAGAACGGUAAAAUACUUUUUCAAAGUUGUUGAAACUGCAGGAACGCGUAUCUCGAUUUGUGACGUAGCAGACUUUCUAUCCUACACUAUUUUUCAAGGUCUUUUCUUGAAAUCUUCCUUGAUUUUUCUUCUCGGUGGGAAGUAUUAUCCAUGGAAAUCUUUAGUAGUAGUGUUGGUUUGUCUUUUUCUGACAAAAUAAAAUAGGAGUAGAAAUUUUGAACCAUCUAAACGAAAUAUUUGUUUCUGCAGUCGCAUCAUAGACUCCAUAAUAGCGUACAGUGGAUUCGUCAUCCAAGGAGUACGUAGCCAGUGAAUACCUCCAUUUAAAUUCAUGAAAUACUAAAUCAAAUAUUUUUUUCAAAAUCAUUAUUAUGUACCCUGUUCUUCACUCAAAGGGGUAAAAAUUGAAAAACAUAUCCAUGGAAGCAUUCUUGGUAUCCUUAAAUCAUCUCAGAUAGUCUAAAAUGGCUUACUGAAAUGCUAUUUGCAAACCUAGUCGAUAAAUUGCAUUCUCGUUUGCUUGGUAGUGAGUGCCUACUACAGUCAUCUACCUCUCAUUAAAAUUAGAGUAUAACUAAGUAUAAACGCUUAUUUUCUCAAAAUAAUGUCUUGUCUUGCCUACAGGAAAAUUUUUUGACAAAGUGAAGUCAUAACCAUGGUGUCGAGUGAUUUUAUUUCACUAUGACUCGACUUUAUCUUAUUAGUGUGGAUCCAAAAACAUGCUUAAUAUACCCUAAGUACAUCUAAUUUUUACGGAGCCUUGUCCUCUUGUUCGUAAAUCUGUCAGUAAAGAAUUUUCAAUUCCACA
Bemisia tabaci is the source of this 6599-nucleotide messenger RNA. RefSeq lists its product as uncharacterized. NCBI's taxonomy places the organism in Eukaryota, Metazoa, Arthropoda, Insecta, Hemiptera, Aleyrodidae. The record is from RefSeq and is a predicted model, not a curated record.